CUCGAAGAUAUGCAGAUAUUCUGAAUGUUUCCCGAGGACUACCUGUUUUAAUUAAUGCAAACACAUGAGAGAAAUCUUCACUUCAAAUCACGACGCUUCAUCGCCAGGCCAGACGAGAAAUGGCCACCUGUUCCAGAGGACGGAGCUGCGAGAAACAGAGGACGGCGGGGAAGAGCGCCUGAGGAAACGAGGCGCUCUGGACGUCCCGGCGGACACAAGUCACUACGAGACGAACGUUCAGCCGAGCAUCUCAGACGCUGGUGCUUCAGGAUUUGGACUUCUACAUACAUCAAGAAGAUAUGUGAAGUUGGUGAAUUUCCAGGAGGAGGUGAGAGCUCCGGAUCUGGAUGGCUUCUUGGAUAAGGCCAGCAUCCUGCUGGACGAGAGGGCGGCCUCCCUGGACGAAGUGCUGCGCAGAAUGCUGGAGCAUGUGGCCACGGACGGCCAGGGCAGCUGCAAUGCGGAGGAAGUCAUGAGCGCUCUGUUCACAGACGCCGGAGGACAGGAGGCCAACGUUCAUCUGUUGACUGAGACCAUUCAGGGAGUGACGGCGACCGCCACAGGAGUUCGCUACCAGCAGUCCUGGCUCUGCGUGUUCUGUAACGUGAAGAGUCUCCAGAGACGCUGCGUCUGUGUUUCUCGUCUGGAGCGGCCGCAGAACUGGGGUGUGAACUGCUGCGAGGUCCGCUACGUUAUCCUCAUCCUGGCCCCGCCGCGAACAAAAAGCACAAAGAGCGCCGUAGAGCUCGGCCGCACGUUCGCCACCUUGUUCUCAGACAUCUCGUUCAGACAGAAGCUCCUGGAAACCAAGACCCAGGACGACUUCAAGCAGGAGCUGGUGAUUCAAAGGCAGCGGCUCUCCACCGCCACCCAGACCGACCCACACGGCAACAAACCGCUCAAGGUAAAAGACUUCCUCCGAGCGGUCGUGGCAUUUAUGAAGACCUGUGCCGCAGGCUCCCCGCUGUACCUGUCGGACUUCACAGAUGGUAUUCUGGACGCUAACAGAUCUUUGCUGAAGUACAGCACCACCGCCAUCUUCCUCUACAUCGCCAUCCUGCUGCCGGCCAUUGCGUUCGGCUCUCUGAAUGACGAGAGCACGCGAGGAGAGAUAGAUGUACAGAAGACUAUAGCCGGUCAGUGCAUCGGAGGAGUGAUUUACUCUCUGUUCGCUGGCUCUCCUCUGGUCAUCCCUCUCACCACGGCACCUCUAGCCAUCUUCAUCAGCAUGAUCAGAGGCAUCUGUGAUGACUAUGACCUUGAUUUUUCUGCUUUCUACGCCUGCAUCGGCCUCUGGAACGGUCUGUUCCUCAUACUGGGAGGCAUCUUCAAUGUCAGCCUGUUUAUGAAGCUCUUUAAACGCUCCACAGAAGAAGUGAUCGCUUUGUUCAUCUCCAUUGCUUUUGUGGGCGACGCUUUGAAAGGCGCCAUGAAGAUAUUUCAUAAAUAUUACCAUGGCCUUGCACUAGUCAACGGAAGCACAGCUGAACUUCAUCGGCUGGGUGUGAUACUUGUGAACGGAUCAGAGAACAGAGGCGUCCUGUGCACCAGAGACUGUCCUAUUCUCUGCCUGCUGCUGAUGCUGGGAACACUGUGGCUGGGCUAUGCCCUCUUCCUCAUCAAGAGAAGCCCAUUCCUGCAUGCUAAAGUCAGGGAGGUGGUGUCCGACUGCGCCUUGCCGAUAUCUGUGCUCAUCUUCUCCUUUGUGGGCUCCUACCUGUUCGUGGACAUUAAGCUUCCAGCAUUCAACUACCAGAAUGAAGCCCUAUUCAAAGUAGCGGCUUUUGACCGGCUGACGGGGAUGAAUGUGUUAAGUGCAUGUGGUCUUGGCUUCCUCCUCGCCUUGCUCAUCUUCAUCGACCAGAACAUCGUGGUGUCCCUCACCAAUGCCCCAGAGAACAGACUGCGAAAGGGAACGGCGUACCACUGGGACCUGAUGCUCUCUGGGUUCAUCAACAUCCUGAUGUCGGCGCUGGGCUUACCGUGGAUGCACGCCGCUUUCCCGCACUCCACACUGCACGUGCGUCAGCUGGCGCGGGUGGAGCAGCGCGUGGAGGGAGGACACCUCUACGAAACGAUAGUCAGCGUGAAGGAGACGCGACUAACCUCGCUGGCUGCCAACAUCCUGAUUGGUUUGUCCGUGUUUUUGCUGCCAGUUCCUCUUCAGUGGAUACCCAAACCCGUUCUCUACGGCCUCUUCCUGUACAUCGCCCUCACGUCUAUUGACGGAAACCAGAUGUGCGACCGUAUGGCCCUUCUGCUUAAAGAACAAACGUCGUAUCCACCCACCCACUACAUCCGCAGAGUGCCGCAGAGGAAGGUGCAUUAUUUCACAGGCCUGCAGAUUGUUCAGCUGAUCGUCCUGUGUGCGUUUGGGAUGUACCCUCUGCCCUAUAUGAAGAUGAUCUUCCCUUUGCUCAUGAUCAUGCUCAUUCCAAUAAGGAACUCCUUGUUGCCGAAGAUUAUUGAAGCAAAGUACCUGGAUAUCAUUGAUUCUCAACACAUGUAGGUGAACAAAUAAAAAAGGGACCGUUCAGAAACAUUAACGCUUGUAAAGUUCAGGGAAAGAGUGCAUUUCCUAUUCGUGUUCUUGUUAGAAAACGUGUUUUUCUGGCCGUGAUAUGUGCCUUCAGUGUGUUCUGAAUUCAUUCUUUGUACAACGGUCCAUGACAUUUUUUAUUUAUUUAUUGGAAUCAUAAACUCUUUUCUUUUUCCUCC
Puntigrus tetrazona (Sumatra barb) is the source of this 2718-nucleotide messenger RNA. RefSeq names its product sodium bicarbonate transporter-like protein 11. Gene Ontology annotation, biological process: monoatomic ion homeostasis; transmembrane transport; monoatomic anion transport. Gene Ontology annotation, molecular function: solute:inorganic anion antiporter activity. Lineage: Eukaryota; Metazoa; Chordata; Actinopteri; Cypriniformes; Cyprinidae. The record is from RefSeq and is a predicted model, not a curated record. Gene Ontology annotation, cellular component: plasma membrane; basolateral plasma membrane.